CGUUGUCAUUAUUGAUCUUCGUCCUGGUCGCCGCCCUCCCUUGGCCUGCGCUCGCACAGCAGCAGCCGGCCAAUCCCUCCGGCACGCCGUCGCUCGUCCCGCCCCCGGCGCCCGCGAAUCCGUCCUCCCCCCCUCGACAUGGCGCCCUGCCCUUCCGUCAAGAACAUCCUCGUGCUGGACGCGGAGGGGAAGCGCGUGGCCGUGAAGUACUACGCCGACGACUGGCCCUCCGCUUCCUCCAAGAUGGCUUUCGAGAAGUCGCUCUUCGUGAAGACCCAGAAAACCAGCGCCAGAGCAGAGGCUGAUGUGGUAAUGUUUGAUGGCUACAUUGUUGUUUACAAGUUCAUCCAAGAUCUCCAUUUUUUUGUAACUGGAGGGGAUGAGGAGAAUGAGCUUAUUUUAGCGUCAGUUCUUCAAGGGUUUUCUGAUGCUGUUGGCGUUCUUCUCAGAAACAAUGUAGACAAAAGGACAGCUCUUGAAAAUCUGGAUCUCAUCUUUUUGUGCCUCGACGAAGUUGUUGAUGGAGGGAUUGUUCUGGAAACAGAUGGAAAUGCGAUAGCCGAGAAGGUGUCAGGCCAUGGAUUGGAAGGAGCUGGAUCGUUCACCGAGCAGACGAUAAGCCAAGCCCUAGCAACAGCAAGAGAGCACUUCGCGAGGUCUCUUCUGAAGUAGUGUGUACAUGCAUCUUUCCUGUUGGCGAUGCACCCACCAUUGAACUCCUGUGUUUCCUCUUGUAGCACAGUGCACCUAGUUUGUUAAGAAAGAAAGAACGAGAAAAUGACUUGAAUCUUUGCGUGUGACUUCGUUCACCUAUUGUUGUGGUGUGAGUCGACAUUUUGUCGCAGAGAUGUAUGUGCGGCCUAAGCGCCUAGUCCUGGUUACAGGUUACCAGAUUCCUUUUAAGGUCUGUAAAAGAAACUUGUGAUGCAUGCAAUCGUUGGUGCAUAACAAUCCAGUAACAUCACAUGAUGCUACCAAAUUUUUGUGA
This is a messenger RNA of Hordeum vulgare subsp. vulgare (domesticated barley), 988 nucleotides long. RefSeq names its product coatomer subunit zeta-3-like. Gene Ontology annotation, cellular component: COPI vesicle coat. Bases 139 to 672 code for a protein of 177 amino acids. NCBI's taxonomy places the organism in Eukaryota, Viridiplantae, Streptophyta, Magnoliopsida, Poales, Poaceae. The record is from RefSeq and is a predicted model, not a curated record. Gene Ontology annotation, biological process: intra-Golgi vesicle-mediated transport; intracellular protein transport; retrograde vesicle-mediated transport, Golgi to endoplasmic reticulum. The transcript is spliced from 6 exons.